Molecule: messenger RNA, 1791 nt
Organism: Plasmodium gonderi
Lineage: Eukaryota; Apicomplexa; Aconoidasida; Haemosporida; Plasmodiidae
Exons: 1
Coding region: 1-1791 (596 amino acids)
Biological process (GO): poly(A)+ mRNA export from nucleus
Cellular component (GO): nucleus
Source: RefSeq, a predicted model, not a curated record
AUGGAAGAAAACUCAAAUAAAAAUACAUCAGAUGAAUGUGCAAAAAUUUCUGAUUUAUUCAAAGACGAAAAUAGGAACAUCGAAAACUUCAAAAAAAAAAUCAAGGAAAAUAAGAGAAUGGUCCCAUCGAGGAAAAAGAAGAGAGAAAUAAAAGACGCCGACUCUGAGGAAGAAGAGGAGGCCCUAAAUAAAGAGAAAAUACUAAAAAUUCAGGAACGAGAAGAGGAAGAGGGUAAUAAUGGCGUAGCGAAUUCGGAGGAAGACCAAGAACUUGAUAAUGACAGUGACGAAAAGGAUGAAUAUUAUAAAAUUCAGGAAGAACACGAAGAAGAAGAUGCUAGGGGAAAUAAUCUGGGGAAAAAAAAAAGAAAAUCCAAAUUGAAAAGAAAAAUCGACCAAGAGGAGAAUGCGGGAAAUGGUGGCACAGAACAGAACACGGAAAAUGACUUUACUAGUAAGGACAACAUUUUUGGGGAUCAGAACUUUUCAGAUGAAAGCCAAGGCAGCAAAUAUCAUGAGGAAGAAAAUAACGACAAUUCUGAUAACAGAGACAACGACGAUGAUGAUGAUGAUUAUAAUGCUAAUGAGAAUAGUGUAAAGGAAAAGAGAAAAAAAAAAAAAAAAAAAAAACUACUUUCUAACAAAGAUAAGAAAAUAAGCGAUGGAGAUAAUAUGGAGGUAGAGGAUGAAGGAAAAAAAAGGAAAAAAGAGAAAUUAAUAGAGACAACAAAUAGCAAGUUUAUAGACAGUGUAGCAGAAGAAGGGGAAGAGGCGACGGAUGAAGACGAAAGUGAAGAUGACACCGAGGAAUACGAGGAAGAAGAUCUAAGUAUCGAUGACAAGGACGUAAAAAAAAAUAAGAAAAAGAAAAGAUCUCGGAACAAUGAGAACUUUAACAAUUUAAGCAUAUUAGAUGAUGAAAGAGGAUACGACAAUGAUGUAGUGGAUUCGAACAAAUCUGAAAAAAAAAAAAAAUCUCAUUUUGAUGAAAUAUUAGAAAAUUUGAAAAUGAAAAGAAAAAGAGUACAGAAAAUUUCGGAAGAUGAUGGUCUACAAUAUUGUGAAAACGUUUUAAAUCAAAUGAUUUUAAUGCAUGAACAAGAUGUAAAAAAUAUGAAAGAAAAAAAACCAGCAACAGCUAAACUUCAAACAAUUGAUCAAGUAUGUAAAAUUCUAACAAAGCCGAAAUGGAAACCUUUUUUUAUGAAAUUAAAUAUAUAUCACGUAUUAGCAUUAUGGUUAAUGCCAACAUCGAAAAACACUUUACCCAAUUUCACCAUAAGGACUAAUUUACUGAAAGUUAUACAACAAUUACCAAUUACUAUAAAAUCCUUGAGAGGUAGCCAAUUAGGAAAAAUAAUGACAUACUUACACACACAUAAAGAAGAAACAGAAGAAAAUAAGAAAUUAAUCAGAAGUAUUUUACAAAAUUGGAUGGGACCCAUUAUAGGUAUUAAUACAAAUUAUAAACAGUUUUUAAAAGAAAGGCAAAAAAGAAUAUUAGAAAAUCCGGAAUAUCAUAAAAAAGUUCUUGAAAAAGCAAAAACGCUCAUACCUGAUUCCAUAUGUAUUGAAAAAGAAGAAGAACAAAAUGAAUUUAAAAGACAUGCUACCAUACCUUUCAAUAGUGAAUGUUCCUUUUUAAUUAACGUACCGUCAUCUGUUCCUAGUUCGAGUAAAAAAAUUCUUCCAAAAAGUAAAAUAAAGAGGCUUACUGAUAAUAUGAAAUUAUUGAAGAGAGCUAGAAAAUCACAGAAGGUAUCUAUUGAGGGAAAGGGGAUUGCCAUGUAG